Molecule: messenger RNA, 469 nt
Organism: Panthera uncia (snow leopard)
Lineage: Eukaryota; Metazoa; Chordata; Mammalia; Carnivora; Felidae
Gene: TSHB
Product: thyroid stimulating hormone subunit beta
Exons: 2
Coding region: 53-469 (138 amino acids)
Biological process (GO): G protein-coupled receptor signaling pathway
Cellular component (GO): extracellular region; cytoplasm
Molecular function (GO): hormone activity
Source: RefSeq, a predicted model, not a curated record
AUGUCCUAAAGGAUUCAUGUAAUAGAUUCUUUAAUUUUGUCUUUGAUUUAGCAUGACUGCAAUCUAUGUGAUGUCCGUGCUUUUUGGCCUGGCAUGUGGACAAGCGAUGUCUUUUUGUUUUCCAACUGAGUAUAUGAUGCAUGUCGAAAGGAAAGAGUGUGCUUAUUGCCUAACCAUCAACACCACCAUCUGUGCUGGAUAUUGUAUGACACGGGAUAUCAAUGGCAAACUGUUUCUUCCCAAAUAUGCUCUGUCCCAAGAUGUUUGCACCUACAGAGACUUCCUGUACAAGACUGUAGAAAUACCAGGAUGCCCACACCAUGUUACUCCCUAUUUCUCCUACCCGGUAGCUAUAAGCUGUAAAUGUGGCAAGUGUAACACUGACUAUAGCGACUGUAUACAUGAGGCCAUCAAGACAAAUGAUUGUACCAAACCCCAGAAGUCCGAUGUGGUAGGAGUUUCUAUCUAA